CCCCUGGCCCCUUUGGCCUUCGGCCUGCUCCGGCCGAUUGGAAACGCGCCGAUAUAUUAGAUAGAAAAUAUUAAUUUUCCACAUCAUUUUACUUUCUUAUUAUAAUUACCUUAUUUUUACAUAUAUUUUCUUACUAUUAUUGCUAUUUUAAUUUUUAUGUUUCUUACAAUUUUAUUUUUUACGUUUAUCGCUGUUAUUUCGUAAUGAUCAGUUGUUUAUCAUCAAAAAAUUGACACUCGCCAUGUAUACGAAAUAUCGUCGAUUUUAUCAAGUAUUCAUGUCACCGGGUUUUUUGCACAGAAAUCCGUCAAUAUAUCCGUCUUAUCAGCGAUUUGUGAAAGUCAUAUCUGACUGUCCAACGGGUAGUCUAACGCGAAGUUUAUAUUCAUCGAAUUUGUCUUAUCGCAAAGUGGACACCGCGAUCCAUUGCGAAAACAGAAUGGCACUCAACGUUGAUUACCAGCAGCUUCUGGAGGCGCAAAAGGACGAUAGCAUUCUCAUCGUCGAUGUUCGAGAGAACGCGGAGAUAAACGAGACUGGAAAAUUACCCGGAAGCAUUCAUAUACCAAUGAAUGAUGUCCAAAAUAUAUUCCUAAACCUUUCGGAAGAGGAAUUUGAGGAACGCUAUGGCAAACAUAGACCUAGUAAAGACACAAAAAUCAUAUUCAGUUGCCGGUCUGGUAAAAGAAGUGGGGCAGUGCAAGAAGCGAUGCAGAAAUUAGGAUAUACAAGGGCGUAUAAUUAUACCGGAGGUUGGCAAGAGUGGGAAAACAAGCACAAAAAAAAUUAAUCGAAUAAAAAAAGUGGAGAGCUGUCAUUAGAGAUGUAUUAAAAGAUUAUUUUCACUGUUGGAUUUAUUUAUAUUUCACAUUGUAAUGAUACUGUGAUGUUCUACUUCUGUAAAUAAUAAAAGGUAAAGAUUUAUUAUCAACUCAA
This is a messenger RNA of Formica exsecta, 936 nucleotides long. RefSeq names its product rhodanese domain-containing protein CG4456-like. The record is from RefSeq and is a predicted model, not a curated record. Gene Ontology annotation, cellular component: mitochondrion. Lineage: Eukaryota; Metazoa; Arthropoda; Insecta; Hymenoptera; Formicidae. The coding region runs from base 242 to 790 and encodes 182 amino acids. Gene Ontology annotation, molecular function: thiosulfate-cyanide sulfurtransferase activity. The transcript is spliced from 4 exons.